Messenger RNA from Adineta ricciae, 1359 nucleotides. NCBI's taxonomy places the organism in Eukaryota, Metazoa, Rotifera, Eurotatoria, Adinetida, Adinetidae. The record is from the annotation of a GenBank genome assembly.
AUGUUAUCUAGAACAUUAAUUCGUAGACCAUCGAUAACGCCUUCACCUCGCCACCUAUGGUCCAAUGAUCCUGAAACAGCUAAAAUACGUCGUUCAUUAAUCAUCUAUUGGAUUCGAUCAUCAGUUCUUUUUUGGAUACUGAUUUUGCUUAUUGCACUUAUCUAUCUUGGUAGUGGCGUGAAUCCACUAUGGCAUACAACUUCACUGGAUGUGUUUGUAACGAACUUUGAUGAUGGUCUAGCAGGUAGUUACUUUCUUAGCGCAUUCUCUAAUACACCGCCUGGUAAUCAAACGCUGAAAUGGAUUUUUCAGCAGCCGUCCGUUCUCCCAGCAGAGCUUGAUGAACAAAUCGAAGAUGGCAACGCUUGGGCAUCUGUAUAUAUGAAUGCUGGUACAAGUGCUCAUCUUACUCAAGUUCUCCAAUCGAUUCUGAGUGGAAAUGCCACAAGUCUUUCUUAUAACCCAGCAUCGGCAGUGACAAUAGUCUAUGAUGAAGGUCGCAAUUUCAAUACAAUCAAUGGAUACGUUUUGCCACCGAUUAAAGCAGCCAUUGCUGUUGCUAGUGCUCAGUAUGCAAAAUAUUUUCAGUCUCAACUUAGUCAAUAUUCUAAUAUAACACUUACAAAUGUUAUCACAUCUAUUUUGGUUGCAAGUGUUACCCACUCACCUAUUAGUUAUACAAAUCAAAAUUUACAUCCAGCUACGCCCUACGCUGCUAUACUGGCUACAUCAUUAGGAUAUCUCUUUCUUUGGUUGAUUAUGCUAGCGUUGGUUGGCGCGAUAACACGUUUAACUCAGCCGCUUGCUGGCAAAAUCAAAAUCAUCGACAUUGUAUUGAUACGUAUUGUAAAUAGUAUUUUCAAUGGUCUCAUCAUAUCUCUUAUCUAUAGUCUGUGUGUACUAUGGUUUGCUGAUUUUACUAGCCCUGUUCCAUUUAUUCGUUUUUGGCUUUUUAACUGGCUUGCCACAAUCACAUUUACUGUCAUCAUUGUUUUGCUCAUUAUCAAUUUAGGUGCUCUAGCCCAGUUAGUUUUGCAGCUCUUUCUUAUUAUCAAUCUAGCUGCAGCGACAACUAACGUAACGAUCGAAUUGCAAAAUAAGUUCUACCAUAUUGGGUACGGUUUACCUCUAUAUCAUUGCUUUAAUGCAGGUCGUCAUCUACUAUUCGGAUCACAUACUAGACUCAAUGUUGACAUUGCUGUACUGUUUGCGUAUUAUUUUGGUGCAACUAUUCUCACCCUCAUCACUGGUAUUUAUCGAAUGCGUAAACAAGAACAGGAAAUUCUCGAAAAGAAUCGUAAGGAGAAUCAGAAAACCAAUCCAGGCAUCGCGAAAAAACAGACUAAUAAGAAAACUUAA